CCUAAGCAUCCCACUGGUCUCAGAAACUCAACAAUCACCAAUCUAAAAGAUCAGGAAACGAGGCUGCAACCAGUCGGAUCGUUUUACCCCCAAUAAAUUAGACCUGUCUCCGAGCCGACUGUUUGCCGAAUUAAAUCGCGUAACCGUUUGUCAACUUCGCUAUCGCGGCGUGGGAUUAAAAAAUGAAAAAAGAAAAAAAAGUAAAAAUGGUCGCCUGCAGCGACGAAAUCGAUAAACAGAAACCGAAAACGCGUUCGUGCGAAGGUGGAAGAGCGCGAAUCGAUAGACCGAGUCAUCCUUGAGUCAUUCCUGCAACACAUUUCGAAUCGAACAAAAAGUACACGGUGUUGUUCUGGCCAACGCAGUACCCGCUGAUGCGUUUUCCCGUCGAGGAUCUAGCGUUCGCCGUUCGCCAUUCACCAGGAAGCCUACGAACAUGGCGCGUUACGCUGAGGACGUGUACUACGACUUCGCCAUCAAGCUGACUCGAGACGCCGCACAAAUUCUCAAGGCAGCCAUCAACGGACUGAAGAAAGUCGACGAAAAACAAGGCGCCUGGGAUCUGGUGACCGAGUACGAUCGCAAGAUAGAGGACGUUAUCAUUGGCACCCUCAAAACCAAGUUCCCGAAUCAUAGAUUCAUAGGCGAGGAGUCGACUGGAAAAGAGCUUCCAGAGUUGACCGACGAUCCUACGUGGAUCAUAGAUCCUAUCGACGGUACCACCAACUUCAUUCACGGAUUCCCUCACACAUGCGUCGUGAUUGGUCUAGCGAUUAACAAGGAAAUGGUGAUUGGUAUCGUUUAUAAUCCUAUUCUCGAGCAACUGUUCACCGCGAGGAAAGGACGUGGUGCAUUCUUGAAUGACAAACCCAUAAGAGUUUCUCAAGUUCAAGACCUGUCGAAAGCUUUAGUUUGCAUAGAAAGUGGUUUCAUAAAGGUGGACGACUUGAAGGAGAAGACUAUCGAGAGAUUACAAGCAAUCGUAUUGGAAGCUCAAGGGAUUCGAACUCUUGGAGUGGCAGCAUUAACUUUAUGCUACGUCGCAGUGGGAAUCGUGGAGGCCUAUUAUAUCGAAGGGCCAGGAAUCUCAACGUGGGAUAUCGCCGCGGCGUCAUUAAUCAUUUCAGAAGCCGGGGGUGUAGUCGUCGACCGUGUAACAGGGGAGAAGAUCGACAUCAUGAAGCCGCGUGCUGUUGGGGCGUGUAACGAAAAAAUCGCGCGAGAAAUCGUCAGAAUUAUUCGCGAGGCUGACCAACGAGUGGAGAAGAGAAACAAAUAAUUUCAAUAUUGUAGUUACGAUCAAAUGAAACAAAACUUUUAGUUCCUACCGAUAGCAUUGAUUCUAAAUGUUACCCACACAUGGGUGGAAGAGAAACUAGCGUCGCGUCGUUUAGAAGAAAAUUCUACCAAUAAAAAUUUUAAUAGAAAUA
Messenger RNA from Hylaeus anthracinus, 1430 nucleotides. RefSeq lists its product as uncharacterized. The transcript is spliced from 6 exons. Gene Ontology annotation, molecular function: inositol monophosphate 1-phosphatase activity. NCBI's taxonomy places the organism in Eukaryota, Metazoa, Arthropoda, Insecta, Hymenoptera, Colletidae. Gene Ontology annotation, biological process: inositol metabolic process; phosphatidylinositol phosphate biosynthetic process; signal transduction. Bases 437 to 1279 code for a protein of 280 amino acids. The record is from RefSeq and is a predicted model, not a curated record.